CCUGGUAGCAGAAACCUGAUUCUGUCCAGUAGCAGACAUCGUGGUAAAGAGAGGGUUAAGGGAGAGUGAAGGCGUCUUAUUUCAGCUCUGACAUGACAAUAAUUUAUCCGGAAGUUAUAUAAAGUGUAGUAGAUAUGAUGCGGUUUAUUUAAGCUCGGGCAAAGAGCUAACAGAGUUAUAUUUAGCUAACUAAGCUAACCAGCGGUUCCCACAGUGCGUCUGUUAAAUCGGUCCUCGCCCUCUCAGCUGUCACAUCACGGAGACGAAGUGGACGGACAGGAAACAUGACGAGUUUUGCGAGCAAAGUGUUUUUUAAAGUCGACAGGGUGUGUCGCCACCUCCCCGUGGUCCUCAACACCUUCCUGGUCUUCUCCAUCACCGGCGAGGUGAGCUACUUGGUGCUGGUCGAGGCUCCGCUGGAGGCGGACCAGAAGAAGACGGUGUGGUCCAGCUGGUGGAAGGCGGUCCACCUGCUGGCCCAGUACUUCAUGCUGGGGAACAUCUGCUGGAACUCCCUGCUGUUCCUCAGGACUAACCCCAGCAUCAAGGGGGUGUUCCUGGGGGGAGAGGGCAUGGGUCAGGGCUGGAGGUUUUGCUAUACAUGCGAGACACACACCCCUCCUCGCUGCUCCCACUGCUACGACUGCAAAGUGUGUGUGCUGCGGCGGGAUCACCACUGCGUCUUUUUUGGCCAGUGCGUGGGCUUCCGUAACUACCGCUACUUCCUGAGCUGCUUGUUAUUUAUGUGGUCGGGGCUGCUGUACGCCACUCUGAUGAAUGCAGAGGUCUUCAUCGUCAUACUGAAGGAAGGUGUGACCAUGCACAGCGUCCUGCUGCUGCUCAUACCCUGGAUCAUGCUGGUUUCAGGCCAGGUCUCAGCACGUGCCUUUGCCUUCGCCUUCAUCGCCGACACAUGCGUGGUGGGCUUCCUGCUGGUUUCCGCCUUCUUCUUCUUCCAUCUCUUCCUGAUGUUUCGGGGACAGACCACCAGGGAGUGGUACUCGACCCGCCGACCCUACAGCCUGGGGCUCCUGGGUAAUCUGCGUCACUCCCUGGGCAUUCGCUGGUACAUCUGCUGGCUCUGCCCGCUCAUCUCAUCACCUCUGCCCGGAGACGGGAUAACGUUCCAGGUCACAGGGUCACUGGAGCCCACCCGGUAACAGCUAAGAGUCUGAAUGUUAACAGACUGUGUGUCUUUGCUUUAGUGGUGAUGAUUAAUGUAAUCAGGAGCAGCAGAAACAGGGAAGAUCGCCUCAGUUCACAAAGAGGUAGCUUGUGAUGGGAAGAAGUGUGUGGUUGUUUAAGGUGUCGCUGGGUAUAAAUGUUUACCAGUAUCUUCUCUGUAGCCUUCACCUGUGCUGAGACAAAGAAAUUAUGAGUCUACUCUGAGAGACCUCGACCUUAAAGUAACGCUUAUUGAGGCUGGCCUCAGGAUAUUAACACGGAAAUUAGCAGAGUUCUUCUGGAAUACUGAGCACUGAAAAUCUAUGUAAAACAGCACUGAAAUGAGAAUGUAUUUUAUUGAUCCUGACAGAAAUUAUAAUUUGAAGUCUUCAUAAACAAGCAGUCGCAGCUACUGAUCCAGACUCCUGGGUAGUCGCCCUCUAGGGUAUACUACUUAAAUGGGAAUUUCUAGUAGAGUUUAUUUUGCCUAAAUCUGAACGUUUUACAAAUUUGGCUGGCACUGUUCCUGAAUAGUCCAUAGGAUUAUGAAUCUGCUGUUGUGUACUGGCUGCUAGCAUCAUGACAUGCUUUUGCUCUCCACCUGUCUGCAUCCACUCCUGAGCUCUAGCUGAGUUAACUACUGCUGCACUUGUUGCACCAAAUGAGACACUGAGUGCGUUUACAUGGACAUAAAUAUGCCGUUUAUGAGGCUUAUCCCAGUUAUGAUCAUAGUCAGGGUAUGGUGCUUACAAGAGCACAGAGAAUUUGGGUCAUUCAUAUUCCCCAUAUACGUAAAGAAUCAUAAUAACCUGGACGCUGAUUAUUGCAGUAUAUUUGCGCGGGCACUGGGUCGUUUACAAAACAAAAACAAACUGGCAAUGGAAGAUGAGAGCAACUGGAAAUGUUUGAUACUACAUUGUAAAUUUACCACUUCACUACUUAUAAGCUACGGGUGGGACCCACAAUACGAUAUUAUCACGAUACUUAGGUCACGAUAUGAUAUUAUUGCGAUGUGCUGAGUAUUGCGAUACAAUAUAUUGUGAUUUAAGUCCAGACGUUUGAUUUAAACACCAAUGGCGCAUUUCUGAUUUAUUUCUCCGGUGCUUCCAUCUUUGUUUUUUCCUGUUAGAUGCCGCUGAUUGAGACCAAUGCUGACCUCAAAAAAAAAAAAAAAACACCAGCAACAUCUUGUAGCCCGAAAAAGCAAUUGAUUUUAUUAU
Molecule: messenger RNA, 2384 nt
Organism: Epinephelus lanceolatus (giant grouper)
Lineage: Eukaryota; Metazoa; Chordata; Actinopteri; Perciformes; Serranidae
Gene: zdhhc24
Product: zDHHC palmitoyltransferase 24
Molecular function (GO): palmitoyltransferase activity
Source: RefSeq, a predicted model, not a curated record